AUGGCACCCCAAACGGGCCCAAUAACCGUAACAGACCCCAUAUUACGAAUACUAUGGAACUUGUUAUUGGAUCCGCAACGCCGCAAGGCACGCAUACGGCUACAAUUUAUAUUUGGACACUGUGGCGUUGCGAAGAAUGAGGCGUGCGACAAGGAAAACAAGACGGCCUCGGACCUACCACAGCGCACAGGGAGGUGGAUACCAGAUGUAGUAGCGCUGGCGAAACGUCAAAUACACAGCCAGCUGCCCAAACCAUCCACCCACCGCUCCAGCAUCAUGGGGCAUUGGAACCCCACACGCAAUGACCCCAGCUUAGGUCGAGAAGGGGGGGGGAGGCAGCCCCAGCUCGUUUUUGCACUGGCGCAUCUCACCGCUACGGCUGGCUGCUUCGAGCCUUGCGGCCCACCGCGCGAAAUACACCCAGGCGGUGUAACCCCCAAAGGGCCCCCUCCCCCACUCAAAAAGUCUCGCGUAGAAACGGCUGCAGCAAACGCAGAGGCAGCGCCGCUGCGUUACCGUGGCCCGGCCGACUGUCCAGAGGGCCAAACCGGCUUCAGCUGUCGGGCAAGCGUUGUGACUCACAUGGGCAAAAAGCGCGAGUCCACGGAAGACCAGCCCCGUGGAAAACCAACCAUCCCACUGCUGAGGGGCCGCCGGACAUCCCGCCAGAACCCCCCCCUCCCUUCCCCCCAGCACCAAGGCCCAAACGCACAACACAGGAGAAGAGACCCAAGCCCGAUAGCAAAGAAGCGUCGAGGAGAAUUUGCUUGCCAUCCCUGCGCGGCAUCGCGAAAAGCCCAGAGGGGAUUAACACGGCACCUUCGCCACUUCCACCGCCAACAAUACCAAAGCGCAGAACGUAAAGGCACACGUGGGGUGAAGAGAACGCUACAAAAUCGCCUUUCUAAUGCGAACGCUGUGGGUUCAGAGCCCUUGAUGAUGUGGGGGUGCUCCCCCGCGCCCGUGCUAGGCAUCGUUCCCCACAAGAGACGCCACGCGCAGUGGCACCACGACCCAAACUGUGCUGCCCGAUAUGCCAGGCGGUCAUUCGCAAUGCUGGGGAAAUGGCGACCCACAUGA
Trypanosoma grayi is the source of this 1080-nucleotide messenger RNA. Its product is annotated as Tbingi protein. The record is from RefSeq and is a predicted model, not a curated record. The transcript has a single exon. Lineage: Eukaryota; Euglenozoa; Kinetoplastea; Trypanosomatida; Trypanosomatidae. Bases 1 to 1080 code for a protein of 359 amino acids.